Molecule: messenger RNA, 919 nt
Organism: Mucor mucedo
Lineage: Eukaryota; Fungi; Mucoromycota; Mucoromycetes; Mucorales; Mucoraceae
Product: 4-dihydrotrisporin dehydrogenase
Exons: 2
Coding region: 49-759 (236 amino acids)
Source: RefSeq, a predicted model, not a curated record
CCCUCUCUUUCUCUUUCUCUCUUGUUCACUUUUUUGUGUGUUGAAAGAAUGUCGCUUACGUAUGUUGUAACGGGAGCUUCGCGUGGUUUAGGAUUGGAGUUUGUGAAGCAAUUAUCGGCUAAAGGACAUCAAGUAUUUGCGCUUGCCCGUCACCCAGAACAAUCACCUGGGUUACAACAACUCAUUGAUAAUAAGAGCGUGUUUGGUGUUCAAGCGGAUAUCACGUGUGAGAAAUCGAUCAAGGAAGCAACGGCACAUGUCAAGAAAAACGCGCCUGAAGGUGUGGAUGUGUUGAUUAAUAAUGCUGGUAUCAGUGGUGAUAUGAAAUUGACAUUGGAUACAACUCCGAAAAAAGUGUACAUGCAAGUAUUUGAGACCAACGUGUGUGGUACGAUGGACAUGACGUGUUCACUUUUACCUGUACUUCGUAUGGGUGAUAAGGAAAAGACAAAGAAGAUCCUGAACAUGUCUUCGAUUAUUGGGUCGAUUGGGGGUAUGAGUAAGCCAACCUUACCCGCAUUGAGUGUAUCUAAAGCAGCAUUAAAUAUGGUGACGCGUAUGAUGGCUAACCGACUCUCCAAGGAAAACUUUAUUGUGAUUGCUGCUCAUCCUGGUUGGGUCAAGACUGAUUUUGGUGGGAAAAAUGCACCUGUUCAACCAAAGGAUUCUGUUCAGGGUUUACUUCAUGUUUUAGAUCAUUUGACUUCAAAAGAAAAUGGUUCCUUUAUUGACUUUCAAGGAAAUAAAAUCAAGUGGUAGUAGUAGGAGGAAGAGUCAGAAUGAGCAAAAAAAAAACCCCCCUUUUUCUCCAUGAUGUGCUACCUCCAUCUUUUUUGAUUUUACCACGCUUUGGGAUUUAAAACCCAGUGUAGAUUUGAUUUAAAUAAAUAAAAGAUAAAUUCGUUUUUUGUUUUUGUUU